AUGCCGAUUCUCAGGUUGAUCUCUCGAGCUCGAAACCGGCGGCGGCAAAGCAGCGGUCAGAUCUCUCGCAGCGAGUAUGGUCAAAUCUGUCAAACCACUCCCGAUCCUAGCGAGAAUAAUAAUGUAGAAGAAGAAACUCCCAAACAACCACAAACGACCAUUGAUCCCAAAACGCUCUACCAAGUCACUUUGACGCGCAAAGCCACACGACGUGACGACGACAACAAUAACCAUCAUUCCUUGGGCAUCAAGUUGCGCGUCAUGGGCGGAAAAGUCAUUCUGCUCCAUGUGCAAGCACUGGAAGACGGAACACCGUCUCCGGCACAAGAUUGUGGGUUGUUGGAACGAGGCGACCUGAUGGUAUCCAUUAAUGGAAUUUCUCUACUGAAUUGCAGCUCCCAUCGAGAAUUGAAUCAGCGGGUGAAAUAUUUGCUGAUUGAACCCAAUGAAUAUGGGGUUUUUGAAAAGUCCGUCACGUUGGAAAUGGCCUCUGGAGUUUGUUUGGACGUCCUCGAACAGGUCCAAGCCAUGGAGGCGCAACGGUGGGAUCAAGUCAUGACGAGUGGUGGGGAUGCGUUGAUGGAAGAAGAAGGUACUACUGCAGAUUGUGCAGCAAAACAGACAGGAGAAUCCACAAAUAACAACAACCUGCAGGAUCAAAAAGCUGAAAAUUCCAACGAUAGUUCACCACAAACUGACAACAAUAAUAAUUCCACAGAACCACCUACAACACCCGAGCAAGCAAACAAUGGAGACGAGAGCACUGUGAAUCCAACUUCAAAAGAAGACUCCACGAAAAACACUCAUGAUGAUGAAAGAACUACUGAAAUAGUAUCAAGCAACAAUUCAGCAAAGGUUGAUGCUGAUCCCGUGGAACCACCUACAACAGGGCAACAAACAAGCCAGGAAGACAAGAGUACGGCUCCUCAGAGUAGUACAACUGCAGACCACCCCAUGAAUGGUACUCAUGACGAUGAAACAACAACAGAAAAAACAAAUGGUUCACAAAAAGUCGACGCUCAUGCUACGAAUCAUUCUGAGCCAGCAAACAAGAGAGUUGAUACAACUCCAGCUACCAGCAACACGAAUGAUGAAACAACAACUGAUAAGUCAAGCGACAACUCACAGAAGAUCGACGAUGAUCCCACGGAAACACCUCCUUAG
Messenger RNA from Seminavis robusta, 1164 nucleotides. The record is from the annotation of a GenBank genome assembly. Lineage: Eukaryota; Bacillariophyta; Bacillariophyceae; Naviculales; Naviculaceae.